This is a messenger RNA of Camelina sativa (false flax), 480 nucleotides long. The record is from RefSeq and is a predicted model, not a curated record. NCBI's taxonomy places the organism in Eukaryota, Viridiplantae, Streptophyta, Magnoliopsida, Brassicales, Brassicaceae.
AUGUGGGACUGUGAUGGUGUUGAGGAGUAUACUUGGGAGACUGAGGCAAAGAUGAAGGCAAGGUGCAGUGCGGUGAAAUCCAAGUGCAGAAGAAAAUUGAUGGAAAAGAUUGACCAAUUCAUUAGCUGGACUGAGAAACACCCGAACAAGAAAAGUCAGGGGAUUUUAACAACUCUUUCUCAAAGUGAUGGAGGUUAUAAGUAUGAUUACGCUACUAUUCCCUUUCUUGCUGAAGUUUUUAAGAAAAUGCAAGAGCGGAAUACAAGGAACCAAAAGAAACAUACCAUGCUUCAUGUAUUUGGAAGAAAGAGCUUUUCAAGGAAAAGAGAUGAGAUUAAAAUGAAGACGGGAAACAGUCCAUGUCGAGCAGUAUUUUUCGUUCAGUCUCGCAUGAAGCCUGAUGGAAGCAAAAACACAUGCAGAAUCACUUACAACUUUGAUGAGUCAAAAUCCACAGAAGAUAAACAAUGUCGCUGCUAG